This is a messenger RNA of Columba livia (rock pigeon), 3760 nucleotides long. RefSeq names its product cilia- and flagella-associated protein 52-like. NCBI's taxonomy places the organism in Eukaryota, Metazoa, Chordata, Aves, Columbiformes, Columbidae. The transcript has 6 exons. Gene Ontology annotation, molecular function: protein binding. The record is from RefSeq and is a predicted model, not a curated record. Bases 28 to 927 code for a protein of 299 amino acids.
CUGGAGGCGCGUCCGGGCCCGGUGGCGAUGGCGGCGGCCAAGGGGGACGGGGCGGUGGGGGAGCUGGAGCUGCAGGCGGCCAUCGGCUUCAACGGACAUGUUCCCUGUGGCCUCAUCUGCCACCCCGACAGGGAGCACAUCCUGUACCCCCUGGGCUGUACGGUGGUGAUUCAGCACCUGGACACUAAGAAACAGAGUUUCUUGCAUGGCCACACCGAUAACGUGUCCUGCGUUGCCGUGUCCAGGGAUGGGAUGUACGUCGCUUCAGGACAAGUCACCUGCAUUGGAUUCAAGGCAGACGUCAUCCUCUGGGAUUUCCCAAAGCAGGAGUUACUUGCUCGGCUCUCGCUGCACGAGGGCAAAGUCGAGGGACUCUCGUUCUCGCCCAGAGGCAUUUAUCUUGUGUCCCUGGGAGGCCAGGACGACGGCAGGGUGAUGGUGUGGGACGUCAGUAAGAGAGGGGCUGUGUGCGGGAGCCCGGCCUCGCCGCGCAGCGCCGGCAAUGCCAACGUCGUCAUGUGCUCCAGCUGCAGGGACGAGAUGUUUGUCACUGCUGGAAAUUUCACCAUUCGAGUGUGGGAACUCGAUACAGCAACUAAAAAAAUCCAUCCAUCUGAAUGCUACGCGGGGCAACUGAGAAGAAUCACCAUGUGUGUUCAGAUGACAGAUGAUGAUGGUGAUUUUUAUCUUGGCACGACGAGUGGAGAUGUCCUGAAAGUGAACACAAGCAGCAAGGUGCUGACUGCCUGUGGGCCCCAGAAGAAGAAGUUGAGCAUGGUGAGUAGCAGCUCUGUGACUCCAAUUCUGUCCUUGUCCUGCUCUUUGUUAGUGACUGAAGGUAGAGCAACCUGCGGGAGAACCAUCACAAAGCGGAUUCUCAGACUAACGCUUUUCCUGCGCUGUCAGUUCCUUGUGUCUCGGUCUUGAUGCUGAAGGCUGAGCCCAUUGUCCCGCCUUCGUUGAGCUUCAUUUGGCUCAGAAUUUGGGUUUUACUUGAAUCUCGUGUGUCAUCCCACAAACUCUGUACAAUUAAUCUGGUAAACGUCAUAGGAAGUGAAAAGUAGUAAUAAAAAUGGAGUAGUUCCUGACUUUUUUGCUUCUUUUAAGAAGAUACGAGCUGGAGUGAGACAGAGGACGUUCCUGGGAAGGCUGGUGGAAGCGCUUGUUUGAGAGGCUUUCCCGCACUUACUGCUGUAAGGUCCCAUAGUCAGAUCUCACAAAUGUGUUAAAUUGUCUGGACUGAACUUUUCUUUUUGUGUUUGUUCCCCAUCCCAUUCCCCCACUUCCCUUCGUCUUUUUGCUGUUCUGAUUCUGCCACUGAUGAGGCAGAGAUCUUACUGAAAAAGGCAGUAUAAAUAAUGUAAUUCAAGAGUUUAUUGUAACGCGUAUGCACAAUUUGGACAAAACAAGGUUGCACAGGGUACAUUGAUUCUAUUGCUUUUUAACUUCUGAGUUCUUGACUUCAUAACCCCAAGGGUUUUUUAACUUAGCUUUUUUUUGUCUCUGAUUGGGACUCGUGGGUCUGAGCAUCCUCAAACAGGAGUUAUCUCCUGAAUAAGGAGCUUCUGACCGGUGGUCGUACAAGAAUUCUGCAUGCAGGCAGCUGUAAUGAUAAAACAAUCGGCACCAGCUAGAACACUUGUUGUUGAUUUCUCGUUAUUUGGUGCUAUAAAAGGCUUCUUGUAGCGUCUCGGUCUGUCCCUUGCCUAAGCUGGGAUGUGUUUUGCGACUGCGUCAGCAGCACGCCCAGCAGCGAGCAGCAGGGGCAGCGCUGCCGCGGGAGGGCCGGCUGUGCUGGUGGGGAUGCCGCGGGGCCGCUGUCCUGCGGGGCAGCAGAUCUGCUCUGAGAGCAGCACAAGCCCACAGGGGCUGUAAGAGCAGUUCAGCAGUCAGCCCCAAAGAAAACGCUCCUCUGGGCUUGUUUCUCUCAACCUCCUGAACUUUGCUUGGACAGGUGCAUCCAAACCAUGUACGUGCCCGUUCCAGAUGAAAUAUUUAUUGCGUUACAAAUGCAGGCCCAUGUCUCCGGGAUAACUUGGACCCACUGAAUCCUUUGAAAUACAGUUCAAUGUUGAUCUGUUCCAGAAGGGUGGAGAAGUUAUUACUUGUUUUUCCCACUUAUAUUGUAGGAAUGCAAGUAGUUUUUUUCUGUGUCCCUCUUAAAGGACAGGAAUGGAUGUGUUUUGUUUUCCUGCUGGCAAUGGUAAGUUCGCUGCAGGUGUGUCCCCGUGUGGGGACACCCGCACUGGCCGCGGUUGAGCCCCUUGUCCGGCUGCCCCCCUGCAGGGCUUUGCGUCCACGCAGGACCCGUGGCUGCUCUGUGCUGUCUCUUAGGCCAAGGUCUUGGUGACUGUCACCUCCCCUUCCAAUGCCUGCGUGCUUUGAGUCCUUCUCCAUCUCGCAGCACGUGCACCUCGCCCAGAGCCCCUGGUUGAAGCCGCCCGAGGGCCUGAACUCCCGUGUCCUCAGGGCUGAGGGAAAGGUGCCAAAUGCACUUGAAACAAAACUUCACCAAAAAUACACUUCUGAGAGCACUGCUAAAGAAGCCGUCAGGCAGGGUCACGAGCAGGAUGCUGUGCCGUUUGGGGGUCCAAAAGAAAAAGCCGAGGCUCAAAGCCAGAGCACAGUCCAGUCCGUACUGUGAGGGGUUUUAUCGUAAGGCAGAUCCAUAGGAACAGCAUUUUGUGGCAGAGACCUUUGGAGCAUCAUGAGCUUCAGCUGGCAUGGCUUCUGAGAGUGAAAAGCUGAGGGAAAACAGGCCCCUUGACUGUGCAAGAGGCUGACAAGGUGUUGAGGAGAAGGGAAGAUCCAGAAGUGGGUCUCGUCACAGCCGCCUGCCAGCCUUGUGGACGAGCCCUGAGCUGGUAGGCGCUAAUCUGGCUUCAGCUUGGGUUUAUUAGUGUAAUGUGGUGGCAGCUUCUUAGGAUGUGGCACUGGUCGUUGGGGGAGCCGGGAGAGAAAAGGAGACAUUCACAUUGGAUGGAAAUAGCGAGGAGUCCUCCCAGUCGCCUCCUUUCCCCUCCCGCUUCAAACAGGCGUUCCUGUUCACAGGCUUUUCGGUCAGACGCGCUCAGCCCCGUCACCCCUUCUCCUCUUGCUCUCUCCCUCGCUCUUCCCAAUGCGCUUCCCUUGUGCCCGAGGAGGGGAAUUCACCAGGGCAAACCCGUGUUGCUGCCGUCACUGGGAAGGCACUGGGACGUUUUUCUCUGCAGUUACUGUCAGUGCCUCGGCCACAGAUCCCCUCUCAUACUUUCCAGCUCUCUUUCCCAGCUCCGUGCUGUGAUUCCCUUUCCGCCCACCCCCUGCACAUCUCUGCACACAAAUCAUACCUUGUCACUAGACUGUCAACAAGUGCUCGCUGGACACACGUAGGAUCUCGUGUUUUAUGGCAGCAAUUUCCAGUUGUAGCCUCACCUCCAGUGCCGAAAGAGGUAUUUUGCAGAUGUUUUUUCGAGUCAAAACCACAGCGUUUAUCAAAACAAAACUAUUUGCAUCCUUGUUUCCACACAAUUUAGUCCAUCCGAUUGCUAACCAAGACAUCUUGUGUAUCUUUCUUGAAAAUGUACCUUGCAUUACCACUUGUACCAAAACUUCUCCCCUCUGGAGCCACGCAUUGCAAUGCUGUCUGUGUUUGAGAACAAACCUCUGCAACCCAUGUUCACCAGUUGCACCGGGGAAUUACGAUCUGGUGGCAAAGCGUGAAACUGCAAACCUGGAGUCCACAGCCGCCCCACGCCGAGCACAUCUGUAAAGGGUUUAG